Molecule: messenger RNA, 1562 nt
Organism: Cannabis sativa
Lineage: Eukaryota; Viridiplantae; Streptophyta; Magnoliopsida; Rosales; Cannabaceae
Exons: 4
Coding region: 299-1282 (327 amino acids)
Source: RefSeq, a predicted model, not a curated record
AAAAUAGUGAAACUUUUUUUAUUGUGAUUGUGAGAGAAAAGAUAGAGUCAGCGGAACUUGCGAAGAAGAUGAAGAAUGACAUUGACUUUGAUAAACGACAACAUUUUUCUAAUGCGUAUUCUAUUCCCAAAUCCCAAUUACUUUUCUCAUUGGAGAAGACGUUGAUUCUAAGCCCGUUCCUGCUUUUUUUUUUGGGGGGUUCUUUUCUACUCUUCCAUUACCCUCCUCAAUAUGAUACCAAUUCUAAAAUUAAGACUUCAUUAUUUGAUAGAAGAAGAAGAAUAAAAAAGAGUGAAUUAUGGUUAUGGAAAGAAUCCCAAUCGGGUCAACUGUACGGGUGUUGGCGGCGGUUGUGGUGCUGGUGCUGCUUUUAAUGGUCGGUAAUGGGUGUGAGGCUUCUCCUUUCACCAAAAUUCGAAACCUUGCUAGUGUUAAUAAACCAAUUCACGAUAGUCCUCCUCAACAGAUUUCUCCUUCGCCUAGUCCCAGUCCCAAUUCUAGCGUGGAUUUGGGUCCAAGUAGAGUUAAUAAUUCAGUUUCUCCGGCACUGGGCUCGGUAUCUUAUGGCCUUUCCAAUGAGAACUGCACGAGCUCGUUGAGAACGUGCCCCCGUGAAAAUCAGAUUCAUAUGACUGCUUGCCUGUUUUCCUCUUCAAAUGCCAAUAUGGAGUUACUUCUUCGUGUUCAAAAUGAUGGAGGGAGCCCUUUGGAAGUAAAUGUUACAACCAGUAAUACUCUGAAAAAGAUACAAAUACCUGAACAUCACAUUAAGGAGGUCAGUAUCUCAGAUACAGGAAAUUCAUCAGUAGAACUAAAUGCUGGAAAUGGAGCAUGUAUAAUUCACUUGGAAUUACCUGCUCUUGAUAAUGGUUUCCUUAAGCGUGAUAAUGGUUCCCUUAAGCAUGAUAAUGGUUUCCUUAAGCAUGAUUAUGGUUUCUUUAAGCAUUUCUCCAACUACAAUGAUUAUGCAACUCCAGUCAAUGGAGCCUACUUUCUUUUCUUUACUGUACUGAUUAUUGGAGGCAUGUGGUCCUGCUGCUGCUUGUUCGGGGGAAAGAAACGGCACACUGAUGGAGUCCCAUAUCAAGAGCUAGAGAUGGGGCAUUCGAGCAAUGGCCAUGUGGAAACAGAAGAACCUUGGGAUCAAGGUUGGGACGAUGAUUGGGAUGAAAUCAAAACAGUCAAGUCUCCUAUGGCUCACCGCAAUGAAAUUGUGUCAACUAAUGCCCUUACUUCCAGAUCUUCCGAUGCAGAUGGAUGGGAAAACAAUUGGGAUGAUUAGGAUGAAAGCUCUCAUUUUGUGUCUAAUUCCCAGUUAAGCAUAGCAAAUCAAGAAGGUUAUACUUACAGAAAUAGGAAAACUUUCAUUAUUCAUUUUCAUACGUGUGUUCUUUAGCUCAAGCUAACACCUGAGGAUUAGAAAACAGUUUUGGUGUGUGGAAAUUUAGUAUUUUCAUUCAAAAUCCACGAGAGACUAAUUUUCAACAUUUGUAUUCGUAUUUGUAUUGUAUGUAUAUAUUUUGUGUUCUCUUUCCUACAAUGGAAAUAUGGAGUUCUUAAAA